This is a messenger RNA of Saccostrea cuccullata (small rock oyster), 1809 nucleotides long. Its product is annotated as major facilitator superfamily domain-containing protein 3-like. Gene Ontology annotation, cellular component: membrane. Gene Ontology annotation, molecular function: transmembrane transporter activity. Lineage: Eukaryota; Metazoa; Mollusca; Bivalvia; Ostreida; Ostreidae. The transcript is spliced from 5 exons. The record is from RefSeq and is a predicted model, not a curated record. Bases 91 to 1368 code for a protein of 425 amino acids. Gene Ontology annotation, biological process: transmembrane transport.
CCGGAAGUUUACAAUCAAACAGAAAGUAGCGUGUUUUCUGACCUAGUUUAGUUGUAAUUUGUUAGUAAUCCGAGGUACUUUUACAACAGGAUGUUUGAGAAUGUUAUUUUUUUAACAUGCCUCUACUUUAUUCAAGGACUGCCAUAUGGCUUGCAAGCAAGAUUUCUUCCUGUAUAUUUUCGUUCACAUGGGAUGUCAUUGACAGACAUCAGCUUGUUCAAACUUCUCCUUACACCAUGGAUGUUGAAAGCCCUAUGGGCACCUUUUGUGGACAAGUAUGGAAGUAAGAAGUCAUGGCUAGCCUGGAGUAUGGUGGGUCUGAUCUUUACCUGUUUGACAGGUGCCUUUACACCCCCUAAAACAAUCGUACCUCUGGCAAUUGUGCUGUUCCUUUUUAAUCUUUUAACAUCGACCCAGGAUAUUGCGGUGGAUGGGAUUGCUAUUCAUGUUUUAUCAGAAGCAGAACUUGGAUAUGGAAAUAUCGCCCAAGUUGUUGGGUAUAAGUUAGGUUCUAUAUUUGGGGGUGGUGUACUAAUUUGGCUUAGUGACUACUUUGAAUGGUCUUAUUUACUCUUUAGUCUUGCCUUUGUGUAUGUGAUCUCAUUAAUGAAUGUUGCCGUCCUUGUUCCAUCCACUGACAAUGACAAAAAAAAUCCAAAGGAUAAAACAGCCAAUAAAAAGGAGACCUUAGAUGAGAAGCCUGAAAAGUCAUGGUUUAUACAGCAUUUUAUAGAAAUUUUCCAGUCACCAGGAACAUGGUGGAUGAUUGGCUUUGUUCUAGUUUAUAAACUAGGAGAACAAGGGGCCUUAAGCAUGCUGCCAUUAUUUCUGCUAGACAAGGGUAUAGCGGCCUCUUCUGUUGGAUUUUGGACUGGUGUGGUGGGACAGGUGCUCUCUAUACUGGGUUCCAUUGUUGGGGGAGGCAUUGUGUCUACCAGCAGAAUGACUGCAUUAGUUCUGCAUGAUAUAUGUGCAUUCAGACUUAUCCCAAUGUUAUUUACAACUUUGGUUAUAUUUUCCUGGGUAGACAAGAGUCAGGUCUGUUUUGUUCUUGCCAUUAUUUCUAUGUGCCUGAUGUUGUUAACCAGUGGAAUUGUGACCACCGCCACUUUUACUCUGAUGAUGCAGUGCUCCAAGAAGGCACCUGAUUAUGUACAGGCCAGCCAUUACACAACAUUGGCUACUUUGGAGGUGCUAGGGAAGCUGGCGUUUUCCGUGGUUCUAGGAUCUAUCACUGAUGCUAUAGGAUAUGAAUAUGUGUUUAUAAUGUUUCUCGUGUUAUCAGUCAUGGCCAUCCUGUUUAUUCAACAGUGUCCAGAAGAACUGAUUAAAAGUGAAGUAGAAUUGACCGUAAAGAAAAAUGAAUGAUUUCAUAAUUUAUUUUGAAUGUGUGUGUAUGCUUGUUGUGAUCAUGACAGUUAGUGAAAAAAAAUUUUAAAUUCCUUGAUCUCAAAUACUGUAUACAGGGUUAUUUUCGCCCUGCUUUAUUUUUACCCUUUCACACUAGCAAACACUUUUGCUCCAUUUUAAAUAUGCCAAGUCACAGUUUUGUUUAAGAAAUUAUACUGUAUUCUUUGAAUCCACCCCUUCUAAAUUCGCCCAAGGUUAGGGCGAAAGGGACCAAAAUAAAAUGGGCGAAAACUUCCCUGUAUACAGUAAUAUACCUUUUUGAAGUUAAGCAAUUUUAUAUGCCAAAAAGCAUUAAUACCGAUAACCCAAAACGAAGGACACAACAUCUUUUACAUACAUGUACGUGUAUAUUAUUGUGUGAUUUAUAUUUAAAAUAAAGCAAAGACAGAGCAUUGAAAA